Messenger RNA from Labrus mixtus (cuckoo wrasse), 1737 nucleotides. It is a transcript of the gene pltp, whose product is annotated as phospholipid transfer protein. The coding region runs from base 149 to 1603 and encodes 484 amino acids. The transcript has 15 exons. The record is from RefSeq and is a predicted model, not a curated record. Gene Ontology annotation, biological process: high-density lipoprotein particle remodeling; ceramide transport; phospholipid transport. Gene Ontology annotation, molecular function: ceramide binding; phosphatidylethanolamine binding; ceramide transfer activity. NCBI's taxonomy places the organism in Eukaryota, Metazoa, Chordata, Actinopteri, Labriformes, Labridae.
GUCAGUCCCUCGGGAUAAAAGUCUCCACAGAGAGAGUGAAAGUUCAGAGUGAAAAGAGACCGAAGAACAAAUCACAUCAACUACAAGAGAACAGAGAGAUCAGAGCUCCUCCUGCAGACGGCUGAUCGUUGACUCGUUCUGUCUCACGAUGACUUCCUGUCCGUUGACCCUCCUCUUCCUCUUCCCUUUGAUGUCAUCCAUCAAGGCUGCCGCAGAACCUGCAGGCUGCAAAAUCCGCAUCACUGACAGAGGACUGGAUAUGUUGAAGUUUGAGACUCUGAAGUUUGUUGAAGAGGAGCUCAGUAACAUCAGUAUGCCAGAGAUGAAGGGCAAAGAGGGACGCUUCCAAUACACCAUCAACAAUGUGAAGAUCAACGAGUUGAAUCUGACUCACGCUGACCUUGCCUUCGUCCCGAACGUCGGUUUGUUGUUCGAUGUUCAGAACUCAUCGAUUGCGCUGAGUUUCAACCGACGUGUCCUCUACUGGUUCUUUUACGAUACAGGAAACAUCAACGCGUCGGCUGAAGGUGUGAACAUCAACACGGUCCUGAAUCUGAUCAGAGACGACGUCGGUCGACUGAAGAUCAACAACAUCACUUGUGACGCCAACAUCGCCAAAAUGAGGGCCAAGUUCAGCGGGACGCUCGGGAAAGUUUAUGAUUUCCUGUCCAGUCUGCUGACAACAGGCAUGCGCUUCAUGCUCAACCAGCAGAUCUGUCCUGCUCUGAACAACGCUGCUCUCGUCCACGUGAACUCGAUGCUGGAGACAAUCCCUGUGAGGACGGAGGUCGAUGAUUAUAUCGGGAUUGAUUAUUCUCUGAUUAAAGAUCCCGUGGUGUCGUCCAGGAGCCUCGACAUGCACUUCAAGGGGAUGUUUUUCGACCUGUUGGACCCAAAUGACACGCUGACGAACAACGCCGUGGAUCCAGUCAUCAAUGAGUACGACCGGAUGGUUUAUCUCGCUCUGUCCGAGUACUUCUUCGACAGCGGGAUGUUCGCCUACUACAAAGCCGGAAUCUUCCAGAUGCACAUCGUCAACGAGAAGAUGCCUAAAGAUCUGGAGAUGAUGCUGAGGACCACCUACUUUGGAUCUUUGAUGAUGCUGAACCCGGCGCUGGUCGAGGCCCCGCUCUCUCUGCAGUUCGCCGUCAACUCAAAUCCAAAAACCACCAUCAAGACGACCGGAGCGACGGUCGUCAUGACGGCGAUCGUCAAGGUGAUGGUGCUGCCUCCAGGUCAGCCUCCGAUUCAGCUCAGCAGCAUGACCAUGGAAGCAAAGUUUAACGCUAAAGUUUCCAUGAAGGGGAAACGUCUGGCUGUCCACGCUGACCUCCGCAGGUUUAAAAUCUACUCCAAUCAGUCGGCACUGGAAUCUCUGGCAUUGAUUCCUCUGCAGGCUCCUCUGAAGGCGAUCAUGCAGAUGUCUGUGGUUCCGUUAAUCAACAACUACACAAAGAGAGGAGUUCGGAUCCCUCUGGCUGAUGGGAUGGAUUUCAUUGAGGAGGUGGUCGAGUAUCACAACGGUUUCAUUGUGAUCGGAGCGAAUCUUCACUUCGCCAAAGGACUGAGAGACAUGAUCACAGAGGGGUCUAACAGUGUCUAAAUAUAUAUUUAUAUGUAUUUUAUUAACAGUACACAUAUACCAUGAAAUUAUACACAAUGCUGCGUAAUUAUAUCUGCUGUAUGACUCCAUGUUGUAAAUAAAGAGAGUGACGAAACAGGAAUCCAUAAACACUC